Messenger RNA from Acanthoscelides obtectus, 1234 nucleotides. Lineage: Eukaryota; Metazoa; Arthropoda; Insecta; Coleoptera; Chrysomelidae. The record is from the annotation of a GenBank genome assembly.
GUUUGGUUAUAAGAUCCGUGACGUCAUGAAUCAGCUGUUAUAUGUCAUAGUUAUCACCGCAAAAUUGUGGUAUUUACCCAACUCCCGAGCAGUUUUAUAUUUCUGGUUAUUAUUUGAAAUGUGACAAGUUAGAAUUUUGGCGGGUAUUGGAUAUUUUCGUCGUACUUGUGAGGUUAUAUGCGCGUUUAAAAUAGCAGUUUUGCAGUUCCUUAUUAAAUUGAGAAUAAUAUGGAGCAAUUUUAUCUAACUUUAAACUAUGAAGGCGUAGACUACGAGGUCUGCGUUAAAGACCUUGAAACAGCCAAUUUACUUUUGAAUGAUGCUGCUGCUGCAGAGCAAUAUAUUUUAUCUAUGUGUCCAUUGGGGUCUCAGCAUGAGCACAAUGACUCCGAAAAUCAACCUCAGAAUGAUUUUCAAUCUAUGUGGUCUAUGCCCCACAAUGAAAAUGACUCAACCAUUCAACCAUCUAUUAAUGAUAUGAUUUGGACAAAGAAGAAGCCUUCUGAAAUGGAUAAUGAAGCAACUAAUUUAAUGUUGUCCUUAAGAGAGGAAAAAAGAUGCAAACAUAAGGUAACCCCACUGAAUCUAGAGGAUUCAAUGGAUGAAACAUCAGAAAGUGUGAAAAAUGAAAUAGAACAGCAACAACCAGAUCAUACAGAAUCAGAAGAAACUCAAUUGGGUCCCUCAACAACAACACCAGUUAGCCGAUUUAAAAAAAACUCGAAAGGUAACACCUUCUCGGCAUGAUGACCUGAUAAGAGAAAUGGAAAAGGAUAGAAAAAUAAGAAGUGAAGAAUUUAGUUUUUUGAAAGAACAUUUGAAGAAAACAGAACAACGAAAGGACAGGUUCUUAGAAAUUGUUGAGGCAGCUUUUGGGACAAAAAAAAGAAGAAAGAGUGAUACAAACGAUUCUGACACUGACUAGGAUUAACAUCGAUUAAUAUUUAUUUCUUUUUGUUUUUAUUUGAGAUUUUUAAAUUGUGUAAUCAAUAGUUUCUUGUUCUAAUAUUUUAGUUUUAUUCAAGGAAGAAGUUUAUUUCAAGGUAGAAGUCAAUCCAUCCAUAAAAAAAGGUAAUAUACCUUUUGUGAUAACUAACAAACCCUGUGUAUAGAAUAAUAAUUAAGUUAAAAUGAAAGUAGAGAUAAGUAAAUUAAAAUGCAAACCAAUAAUUGUGUUUUUAUUCAAUUUCAAUUGAAAGAUGGUACAAUAAUAUUAUUCUAUGUUAUAUCUGCA